GUGAAAAUAAGAUUUAGGACUAUGUUUGUCCACGCUCUCUUCUCUUGUUCUUGAAAUAUUUGCUUAAAUACUCAAGUGCUUUUCGGCUCCCCUUACAAAUGUAUUUGCAAAAACCCUUCUUGAACACACAUGUUUGCAUCUGGAAGAAUGAAGCUUUUCUUCUAAGGCAGAGAUUACUCCCAUGUAUGUUGAUUUAACAUUGCGUUUAUUUUUAGGAUAAACUGUGAAAAGCUUCGGAUAACAGGUCUUCAACUGCCCUGAUGCUAUCAUCUGGGGUGGAAUCCCUCCUUGAUUCUUCCAUGUCUGCUGUAGUAGAGGAAUUGUACACUGGACUGCCAGUCAGCAUCUCCACUGAACUUAUGGCUGUAUCGGAGCCUAAUGUUGGAUUAGAUGCAAAGUCUGAUGUGCCAACAGCUGUGCUAGCAUGCAGGGACAGUUUGCCAUCUGAGCAUCAUAGGACUUCUGGAGUAGAAAACUUGUCUCAGAAAACAGAGAAUUUGAGUGAUAUGCCCAAGGGGAUUUCUCAUGGGCUAGCAGAAUCCCUUACUGAAGAAUUACUAAAAUCGGGAGACCUUGAAGAGGAUGAAGAAAACAAAAAAAGAAACUCUAGGAGACUAGACUCUUCUACUGGUGGAUACCAGAAAGAAGAUAAAGAGGGACAAGAUGCUGAGGAGUAUCUUGCUGAAUGCUGUGCUUUAACUCCUGAGGAAAGUUGGUGGUCAAAACAAGAGGAGCUUCACUUAAGUCAGCAUGGGGUGAAGUUUUCAAGCAUCUAUUGCACUGAAAUAGCAGGAUCUCUGAAGAACAAAGAAGAAAACCCAGCAAAUGUUCAGGUGACAGCUGAAACUCUGCCAAAGCCUGCUGAAGAAGCACAAGGUAUGAAGGCUGAUGGGACUAGGAUAUUUAGUAAAGCAGGAUACAGGAAUGACAGAGUGAGUAAUGAUCUUCCACCUGAGAGCGAUGAGUGCCCAGAUGUAGGCACAGUCAUGGCCAGUGAUGAGGUUUCACAAACCAGCAUGUUAGUUUUUUCAGAGCCUUAUACAAUCAGGAACGUUGAAUCGGCCACUGAACAUUCACAGGAAAUAAAUGAAUAUGAUGAGUCAAAAGCCCGUACUCUCAUGCCGUUGACAACAGGAGGUAACGUUGUAUCUAUUUUGGAGACUAGAGAAGAAAAGCUACCCAGAGAGAAUCCUGUUGAUGAAUUCAAUACAUCACUUGCUAUUUGCCAGACCUAUCAGCAGGACGAAGAGAACAGUGCUCAUGACUUCAGUACUGUUCCUGUACCUAAUAAUGAACCUGACAGGCUGUCAUCAAUACAGAGUUCUGGCACACUCUCCACAGAAAAUUCUGAAGUUUCAUGUUCUGCUCUGAAAGGCACCCGUUACCUGGACUUCAGAAAUACGCCGCUAGAAAGCAGCAGUACUGCAGUCUGUGGAAUUAACAGUGAAAGCCAGGAAGAGCAUCUUCCUGAAAACAUGGAAAGUCAAAGUUGUCAUGAUCAUGGAACUGGGUUUCUAGAGAACCGGACCUCCAAAUGCAUACUGGUAGAACAGCUCUCAGUGUCAAGGAGUGAAGAAUUAUCUAGGGAUAAAUCUGAUCAUAGAGAAGUAAAUGAUAAUGUAGAUAAUUCAUACAGCUCUGAAUUUGAAGACGCUACUGAAACCCAGAGAAAAAUUGCUAUGAGAGAUAACAUUGAAGACAGCUGGCCUGAAGCUCAAGAAAACGUUAAUUCUGAGCAUUGUAAUUCUUCAGUUUUUAGUUCUGUUGCUUCAUCUCCUGAGGACUUCUCAAAAGAAAAAUUAAAAAGGGUCCCAUCAGAAGUUGGUAAGUGGAAAAAGGACCAAUGGCAGUUAGCUGUCAGUGAUCUGCGCAAGGAUGAUACUGCAGAAAAUAGUCUAUUGAUAGAAACAGAAAACAUUGUUCCCCCUGAAACUGAGCAGACAUAUGUAUGCUUUUAUAAUACCUGCAAUAAAAACACUACUUCUCCCAGUAACCAUGGCUGUCUGGAACUCAGUACCAAGUUAGAGAAAGGUUCACCUGUGUUACAGCUGCUUGAAAAGGAAUCUGGGAGUAAUAGAACAUCAGAAGAGUUGGCUGGCAAUUUAGUUGAAGCUACAGAAGCCAAUAGUAAUGACAGUUUAUCCAUUGGCAGAGAAACUAAUUUGGUUUAUGCACUAAAUAUAAAACUACCUCCCGUUGCACAAAAAUCAAGAGUACUUCAUGAUAAUGAACUUACUCCUUGUACUGCUAAUGAAGUUUCAAGCAGAGACAAGGCUCAGGAUAAUCUAUCUGGAAAAGAAUCAGUUGGUGCUUCUGGAGCAGCGGAGGAACAAGUCACUGAACUUGUGCUUCCAAAAGACAAAUUCAAGCCUUCAGUAAAUCUUAGGACUUCUGAUACCCCUAGUAGGACAAGCAAAGUUUCCCAAAAGAACACAACGUCUUUACAGGGGAAUAUAGACAGCGCAGUCACUGAUUCAGAAAAUGAAGAGAGUGACACAUGGAAUUGUAAUGAUCAGAGUAUAAAAGACCAGUGUACAGCUGCCAGUACUUCCUGUAUUUUAUCAGAGAAUACACGUGUAGAUGAUGAUCUCCCAAACAGUCAUUCGUUUAAGGGUGAGGUUGAAAUGAAGACUGGAGAAAGUGAUAAUUUGGAAGGAGAAGAUUCAGCUGGAUAUAAUAGUAAAAGAGCAAUCAUCUUUGCUGAAAAACACUUCCCUUCAGCAGGUAGAUCUGUUCCUUCUGAAGGUGAUUGGGGUAAUGGAAGUGUAGCUCUGCAGGUCAUAAAUGAUACUUCCAUAGCAAAAAACGUGUUUUGCUCAGCUUCUACUGCAGAGAAGACCACUACUACCUUGUUAAGAGAUGAGAUAUCAAAUAAAAAUACAGAUUUUGAAAGUCUGAAACAGUUUGAUCUUGAUAAAGUAACAGAUGGCAAUGAAAUUAUUUGUGACAGAGAUGAGGCACAAGAACAAAUUAGCACAUAUGCUCUCCAGAUAGAUAAAUUUGAUAAAAUAAGAACUGUGGAUUUUCCAGAUGCUUUCUCUGAAAGCAAUCAGAGAAAUGAGUCUAGUGAACAGCUGUUAGUCAGAUAUUCGAUCAAAAACCAAUGUGUUCAUAAUUUUGGAUUUUGCAACUCUCCAUCAGGCCUGAAGAAGAGAGAACUAGACACGUAUGAGGAGAAAGAGUCAUCACUCACAGCUAAUCUCUCUGAGUACAGUGCCUCAAUCUGUGAUUCAAGUCAGUUAUUUGACAACUUGAAUAUCCAAAGACCACAUGCUGGUCAACCAGAAAAGACCAUUUAUCCAACUGAAAAUCAGUUUCUUGCAUGUCAAAGUAAGUUAGUUGGACUGGUUCCAGGCAGCAAGCAAAAUAAAGUUGAGCUGGCAGAUGAAAUUUUUGAGACUCAGCCCUUACAAAGCUUAAAAAAACAGUCAAACACUGGUUUACAAACUGUACGUACUUCUACAGAGGAAACUAAAAUAUCGAUUGGCUCUAACCAAGGUGAAGAGAUACUAUUAAAAAAAGGUGGCAGCCUGGCUCCAUUAGUUCAUAAAUGUGUAAGAGAAGACAGUGUUCAAGGAACCGUAAAGGAUAACACAGUGGAUUUUGAUUCUUUAAAUCGUGUGGGAAAUGCUGACCUUUCAGGAUACGUGCACUUUGUCAGUGAUCUAACUGAGGAAGAAACAAUAGAAUUAAAAGAACCCAAGAAAGAAUAUGGAAGAGAAGAUAAAGGAACUUCUGCAGAAGGCUUUUCUGAUAGCAAAAAACAUUGCUCACAACACACUUGCUCUAUCAGUUGUGCAAAGGAGAAUGGAGAGCUGCUAGUAUUUGCAGAAAACACAGCGCAGAAAACUUUGUCAAAGAUGGAGUGUUUGGUGGGGGACCAAGAAAAUGCAGCUAUUGCCCCAUCUUUGCCCAACUCCACAUUGAUCCAUGGGAGUCUGUCAGAUGAGCCAGAAAGUAAGAAUUUGUUUUCAGAGAUGGAAAACAAAACAAGUCUUAGAAUAAAACCCAUGUUAGGUAACUCUCACCUGCAGUUAAUGUUUGAGCCUGAUAAAGAAACUGAUGUUCAAAAGGAUAUACAUCCACCCCAGCCCAGGAAGUUUGAGAUCCAAGAAGCUUUUACUGAGACUCAUGUGGAGUUGGAAACGCAGGCAGCUGUGAACUUGGGAGUCUCUCUGCCUCAGAAAGAAAAGUUGUAUAUGUUAUCUGAGUAUACACAAAUAGACGAGCAUGACGUACGUUCCGCGUACGUUUUUAGAAAAGAUUCUUCAGUGACAAAACCUCUUUCUAUAACAACGUCUGUUAAGAGAAAAGCCAGCAACACUGAGAGUCCCUCUUCAGAGAAUGGAAAAGCCACUAGCUUUCUGAAAGAUGUAAAAAGCUCCAGAGUUUGUGCACACAGCAAAGAAGGGCCUACAGAUGAGGGGGAUAGUGAGCUAACUCUAAAAGACAUGGAUGUGACAUUACCAGAAAAUACUGACUAUGGAGAGAAGUUUAAGAAUGCUUGUGUAGAAGACAAGAUGGAGAGAGAAGUAGCCCCUGGAAAAAGGUUGCCACUAUAUCCUACUCUUGAUGGAGGAGAUUCUCUACAGUUCUUAUUAGAAGAUUCAAAACAGUCUGGUAGCAAAACAGACCCUCUCAGCGCUGAGAAUUAUGAAAAGGUUUUAGAAGAAAUGUCAGGAUCUAACUUAAAUAAUCUUCCAAAAAAAAGAAAAAAUGUUACAAAGCCCACAAACUCAGCAGGUAUCAAUCUACUUUUAGAAACUAUAGAUGGUUGUCAAGCUGAAGUUUUAUCUGACACAAAAACUUCAUCAGAAAUCCAGUAUAAUGCAAUACCUGCAUUUUAUCCAUAUAGGAGUAUACUGUCAAGUAGUUGCAAAGAAUUGUCCCCAAAUUGUGUUGUUUGCAGGGAAGUAUGUGUGCCUUACAACUUAAAUGCACGGAGCAAAGAUAAUAUAAAGGAGAUCAGAGAAGGCCAAGACACUACACCAACUCAUUCAAUUUGCAAAGAUAAUGAAGCUUUAGAUUCAGAGAAAACUGAUCAAAUAAAGAAAUGUCAGGCACUGAAACGAAAGAAAAUGUAUGAGGAGAUGGAAGUACAUCUGUCAGACAAGGCACAGCAAGAACAGAAGUCAAAUUACCAAGCAAAAGCAAAAACUGCACUGCAACCAAGCACGUUGUACAAAUUGCAACUUCUGUGCAGCUCUUCAAAUGAGUUGGUGACUUCAAGAAAUGCAAAGUUUGAAGGUCCUUCAGAGAAGGUUUUUGCUGUUAGAAACAGUAAAAAUAAACUAUGUAGCACUUUACAAGAAGUCAAAAGGCCAAAGAUUACCACAGAUGUUAUUAGUUCACAGUUUUUGAAGACUCGGGAUUCAGAAACAGAAAACCUGAGCCUUAAUUUAGAGUCCUGCAUUAAACUGUCAGAGGAUGGUACUCCUUUAAUUUGUGCUUACCAUCUACAACCACAGACUGCAUAUGAUGAAAUCCAUGGUGCCUUUGGAAUGACAAAUAAACUAAGAGGACUUCCUCCAUUAAAAAAACAGCCUGGAAGGGCAUGCAAAAAAGUUCCCACAUCAGAUCAACCAAAAAGUGUUAGAAAAAGCAACAAAAUUAGAAGUUCAACUUUGAAGACUUCCUCAGAAACAUUCUGUAAGCAGGAAAACGUGCCCCUCAAUUCUUUGUACUUUGCAUAUAAACCACCAAUAAUGGAAAAGGAAAUAGCCAAGAGAUUGGUGCAUAUGCCAAGGCAGAGGGCCAAGAGGUGCAGUUUGUUGAACAGCUUGAAAUUUAGAAAACGUACCAAAGAACCAGCACUGUUAAGCAAGCUGUCUGCAAUGGCCAAUACGCUACUGGCACCCGCCAAAAGCAUCCAUAAAUUAAAGUCUCUGCCGUAUUCUUCUGAAAUUCUUCCAGUGGCUGAGAGGUGCAGCCAACGUAGAGCUAAAAAUCUAUUGGAAGCUUUUUCCUGCAUUAACAGGAACUUACACUCCCACUGGGCUGACAGCUGGUGCACCAAGAUGUUCAGCUUUCAGCCCUUGGCACUUUAUCCUGUAGAAUCUACCAAAAUACCUGUUUUAGACUUGAGCCACAAGACUCCGUCCUCACUCUUGGAUACCCCCGUGUUCCCAAUUUCUUUUCAAAUAAAAUUGGACUCCAGUUCUAUGACAGAGCUCACAGGGAUUACGUCCCAGUGCUCUGUACAUCACAGACGGGUUUGGGGAGAAAUGCCAGAACCGCCUUCAGAGUGGACCUUCUCUUUUCUCCUAUCUCAGAGCUGUUCAGGUACAACAGCUUCCAAGGAAGAUUCCAGUGUAGAUAAUGAGCUGCAUUCUUCUUGCUCUUUAAUGACUCCAGGGGCGGCUGCCCGUCAUCCUGACCAUGGAAGAAAUGCCAUAGCUGAAAGAAGAGAAAGUUACUCUAUGCUUGGCCUUCACACAGUGUUAGCACUUUCUUCCCCUGGAUGUUACAGGAUUUGGACAAGAAGAAGAAACUUAACCAGUCGUAUUCCUACCAUCCAGAGACUAUUUAUGUCACAAUUCACACAGGGUUUGAAAGGGCUAAGGUGUGCAACUUCUGUAUCAGAUGACCUCUUCUCCUCAUUGCCAUACUCACUGGGCAGGGCACUAUCCAUGUGGAGUCAGCAUGGUCCUUCUGCCUGUCCCUCCGAAAUAACUCUUCUCCAUUCCAAUCACUGCAAGUGGCAACCAAGUGUGGGCAUCGAGAACAGCUAUGCCAUGUUACCGCACUUACCUGUUCAGAGUACAGAAGCUCUACAGACAGCAGGUCAUGAGAUAUGUUUGGAACCUUCGUUCCCUCUUUCGUUACCAAAGUCUUGCUCGCUUCCAGAAUCAUCUUCAUCUCCACUCAGGCUUUCAUCACCUGAACUCCAGGUCCCUGCCUUUGAUGAAGCUGAUGCUUCUGUUCCAGCCUGUCUUAGAUCCCAAGAUGACACAGAACUGAAAAAAACUGAGCCAGAAAAGAGGCCAAAGAAAGUCUCCCAGAUCCGAAUCAGGAAAACUGUUCCUAAGCCAGACCCUAACCUUACUCCUAUGGGACUACCCAGACCAAAAAGGCUUAAGAAGAAAGAAUUUAGUUUAGAAGAAAUUUACACAAACAAGAACUAUAAGUCCCCUCCUCCAGCCAGGAGUCUGGAAACGAUCUUUGAAGAGCCCAAGGAGAAAAAUGGAUCCUUGAUCUCUGUCAGCCAGCAGAAGAGGAAGCGGAUUCUGGAGUUUCAGGACUUCACUGUCCCCCGGAAGAGGAAGGCACGAAGUAAAAUCAAAGUAGCGGGUAGCUUCACCCGAGCAAAAAAAGCUGCGCUACAGGGUGCAGAGUUAGAUGCCCUUCUGAUUCAGAAGCUAAUGGACCUUGAAGCCUUUUUUGCAAAGGAGGCUGAACGCGAGCAGGCCUCUAGCAGCUGAGAGAGGCAUUCAGCUGAAAAUGGCUCAGUCAUCUCCCUUUAUGUUUUAGUGUCUACCCACUUCUUCAUACCUUACUCUACCAUUCAGUUCUAAUAGCUGACGAUCAGUUACUGGCUGUGGACCUCUUUAAGGUGCUAUUUUUUUUUAAUGCUACGAGAGGGAUUCUCUGAAGUCCCUAUGUGAGUGUAACACAGCCCCACAUGAUUCACUGUUCCUUGCCCAACCUCUGGAAAUUAUGGCUAAUGUUAAAUUAUGUUUAAACACCUCUUGAGGGUAGAGUAGGAGUAUAAAGGAGGAAGUAGUGCACCUUCAGUGAUGCUAGGACUCUAUACUCCGGAACAUUUGCACAUUUGAGUCUGCUGUUGUUACUGUAGAGGCUAUCUUGAACAACCUGACAGAAGAGAGAGGGUGCUUGGCAAUGAUGAAUUCUAGUAAACGCACUCUUGAUAUACCACUAACUUUUUAAUAAUUAAAAGUAGCAGUCUGACUUUGCUUUCAAUUGUUUCCUCCUUCUGUUUACUUAGAAGGUUUCUUCUAAGUUUCUGUGCCCUUCCUGGCUUCAGGCAGCAGAAGCCUCACAUAACUAGAUUUUAAAUAACUUGCACUUUGUAUGUGUUUCUUCAGUUGCUGCAUGAGGACGCCUUUUAAUGUGAUGCAUCUCCCCUUCCCCCCCCCCAAAAAAAACCCCCAAAACACGUAUUUUGAGAAAAAAUGGUGCCCAGUGCUAAUUUCUCUCAAAUAGUAGAGUGAAUUUUUACCUAGUUUGCUGGUGCUUUACACCUCUUCUCCAGAGGCAAAGGUAAGUAGCCCAGAAGGAUGUUAAGCUGCAGGACGCUUAAUUAGAGGUUUUUAUUUAGCUGAGCUGCUGUUUGCAGCACAAUCUUUGAGCAUCAUUUUUAAGUGAUUUUAAUUCCAAUAAAAAUAUCAACUUGAUUUUAAUGCCAACAACAAAAUAGAUUUGUUCCAUCUUGGGGGGUGGGGAGGGGAGGGUAUUCUUGUUGUUUUUUUUAUCAUUUUAGGUUUACAAUUUGUAUAGCUCAUAAUUAGAUAUUCUCUGUACAGCUCUAUUGUAUAUAAUAGCUAGUGUUGUACAAAGAGCCUCCUAGCAUGUGGAAAGUAUUUUUUUCAUUAUGUAAGGCCAUUUGUCAUUAUCUGCUGCAGCACUGGGCAAUUUCUUGGCCAUACCUUUCUGAGGGAAGAGUGCUCCCUUCUGGGAUAAUUUCUGUUAAACUUACUUGAAGCAGAAUGCAAAAUGAACGCUAGCUGCAGUUCAGUUAAUUUCUGUCCUUUAGUGCCUAUACAAGUUAUUCAGGCAAAGCUUAGUGGGGUGGCUGUCAUUGCUGGGUUGCUCAAAUAUUCCAUUAUUUCUUUCACUUUUCACUUGAAACUUGCACUUUCGUAUAUACCUAUCCCUAUAAUGGAAUUUCUGUUUACCUUCAAAACGAGCAUGUGAACCAAACAUCUAGUGGUUGGGUAUUCUGAAGUCCCAAUGAAUGCAGGACUGAAAAUACCAUCAUUAUCUUCUGUUGCUCUGCCAGUUCUGUUAUACCUAACAGAAAACACAAAACUAACAAGCAGUCUGCUGAAUUCCAGAGCUUUGAAAGUAGGGAAACGGAAGAGGAAUAUAACACUGUGUGUGCCUGAGUCUUGAAAGAAAUGUAUUCUGGAUUUUUUUUCUCCCAGCUAAUGCGCUGGGAUUCCUAGAAGUUUACAUUCUUGUUCUGGAGGUUAAUUAUCUUUAAUCAGGAAGACUGAAGAAAUGAGAGAAGUACAGACAUGCGGUGGUAGUGUUUGGAUUUGAGGGGAUAAAAUAACAAGGCAGGCAAACUUUGAGCAUACUGACGUACUAUUUCAGCUGCCAGGUCUGGUUAACCUAUUUGGGCUGCUGUAUAAUAUUUGAUCCUCUUUAUUUUUCAGGGAUUUCUUUUUAUAACAAUAAAUAGUCAUGCUUGGGGGGCUUGAGGUCAACUGCUUUUUAAAAAAAAUAUAUUUGAAAUUUUCCCUCUAUCUGUUUAUUAGCCCAAAUAUCAACUGGCUGGAAGCUGCAGCAAGAGUGGUAUGUAUAGCUAAUGUUUUUAUGGUGUAAAAUGGGAUUGUAACACAGCUUUCUUUCAUUGUCUAUUAAUAUGGGAAGCUUCUAGUGCUGUGACAGAACUGAGCUAUAACCUCACUGCAGCUUUUAACAAAACAAGGGUAUGGGUGGGGAGGGAAGAAACUUGGGUCCAAGCAGAGUGCAGUCCUCUAGUGUGCUUGAAAAGAUAGAACUUCUUGGGUUUUUCCUUUGGGGUUUUUUUUGUCUGCUUCCUUGUUCUGUCAUGUUUCUGGUUGCUUUGAAGUAAUGCUUCUUAGCUCUCUUAACAGCUACAGCAGAGAGAGCAGAACAAAGAAAAUACUCAAUAAUUGGAGGAGUUCAAGAAAUGUUGCAAUUGCCUGACACGUCCCAGACCUUAGAGUUGUGGAAACCCAAAUAUACAGCAUUGUUCUGUUUUGUUUUAGUAUUUGUAUGAUAGAGAUGUAAGCUAACCAAGACAAAGCAUCUUGUUCUUCCUCCCUGCCUCUCCAGCAUACAGAUGUUAAUCAUGCUUGUGCACAUCUUCUUUUUUCAUUUCCCACCUCUGAUUCUAUUUACCGCACUUGUGGAACAGCUUUGUUCCAUUUGUGGCUGGAGCCUCUACACUGGGAAUGAUGACAGUGCAAAACCUAUGUAUUUGCAGCUCUGAGCUGCUUCUGUCACAGAUCAUCCCAGGCAAAAUGUAUAGAGGAUGCAUCUUUUGGGGUCUUGCAUCCUUCCCUAGCGAAGGAUACGUACACUUGCCUUUUCACAGAAUAAACCCACUUCUGUGUGGAUUCUUUUGCACCAUCAUGGAAAAAAAGACAUCGCGCACAUUGUUCACAGAACGAUGACUAGAGCAGCUUGAGGAAAAACGGCAAAGCUUUUGCUAGGUACUGUCUCUUGGCAGUCAGCUUUGCAGAGCCAGCAGCUUUUUGAUAGGUUUGCUGAUUGUGGGAGAGAGAAGGAUCAUUUUUCUAAAGCUCUUGCUUUCACCAUCCUACAACUGGAGUGGCAAAGGCUACUUAAUGUAUGUGACAGGGUUUGCCUGACUGUCCUUGGGGCUAUGUAUGUUUGAGUGCAGAUGCUUGCUGGAUACAAUUUUCUGCAAGCUGUUCUCAUCUAUUGUAUUUGAUUUGAGUUGGACCUUUGGUAUAUUAUGUGUCAGGUGCGCUCCUAGAAUGUGGAUGAUAAAUGCGUGGAUUAAAAGUCUAUAUGAUGCUAUCAUGUUAACCAAUAGCUCAGUGGGAAUUUGUACACCUGUGCCGUUAGCCUCCAUCAUGCUCUUGGCAUUUGAUUUCUGUUCAGUAGUGUGAAUCUAAAGUUUCACUGUUUCUUUUGUGUGUGUUUUUAAUUUAUGGAAAUAAAUUUUUCUGAGAAAAUGUUAGUUUUUCUAAAGCCUUUAGGUCUGUAUCAGAAACUACGAAUGGUAUGUCUGUCUCACUAAUUGGGGGGAGGGAUCAAAUCUGUGAAGAGGUCCAUUGACACCAUUAACUAAUGGGGUGGGCUGUUGGUGAAUCAUGCAGCUGUGAUUUGUCUUUAGCCUUAUAGUCGUAGAAGAAGAAACAGACCCUGGGGGAUUUUAAGCAUAAUUCUAACUGCUGCUCAUAGUGUUGAGACAGCAUUUAUCUCUUAAGGUAGGAGGGUAGUAGCAUUCAGACAGCAUAACUCCUGCUGAGUUCAGCACCAAGAGAUGCA
Molecule: messenger RNA, 11169 nt
Organism: Struthio camelus australis
Lineage: Eukaryota; Metazoa; Chordata; Aves; Struthioniformes; Struthionidae
Source: RefSeq, a predicted model, not a curated record